This is a messenger RNA of Peniophora sp. CBMAI 1063, 2808 nucleotides long. NCBI's taxonomy places the organism in Eukaryota, Fungi, Basidiomycota, Agaricomycetes, Russulales, Peniophoraceae. The record is from the annotation of a GenBank genome assembly.
AUGCCGCGUUUGAACUUUGCGACCGACGAGGCAUCUCUGCUAAAGGCCUAUAAACUCUCGACUUUGGCCCCGACAGAAUGGGAGGAAGUAGAGCACGAAGAAAUAAUCGCUACCGAUCUCGCUAGUCCGACAGGCAGCAGCUUUGACGGAGAGCGAGACUUGAGCGAUCCCCUAGGACUGGGGGCACACAUGGACUUGAAGAAUAUGGAUAUGGAGUCUCGAGCCCAGGUGCUCAUAGCCUCCAAAUCCUUUGAUCCUAAAGCUUUCCUUGCGACCGUUCAUCCCAAUGCGUCGUAUCAGGAUCUGAACGCAGGCAUAGCGCAUCUGCGCUCGUCGGUUGAAUCUCGUUCGGAGGCUAUUCGCGUGCUGGUUGAAGAGAACUUCGACCGGUUUGUGGCCGUGAAAGCUUCGACUGACGCUCUUUAUGCGGAGAUGCGCGACGGAUUGCUAUCCGAUGAGAGCGACUAUGCGUCUAGGCCCUUGCGAGAUCAACUCAAGCAGGCUGCGACCAAGGCCAAUCAGGUCUACCUUCCAGUACUCGAGAAUGCGACCAAAGCUCAGAGGUUGCGGACCACUCUCGGCGUGUUCGAUCGUUCGAAGUUCUUCUUCAACUUACCGGCUCAAUUGCUUGAGUACAUGCAGGCGGGGCGUUAUGACGCUGCGAUGCGUGAUUACAAGAAAGGAAAGUUCCUCUUAGAGUCCCGCCCGGGACAACUGUUACCCCUUCCAGCUGGGAAAGACACCGCACUCGCGGAGAAGCAGCAGAAGCGCAUCCUUGACAAGGUUUGGGGCACCGUGGAGAAAACGAUGGGCGAGCUACGUGCAUCGCUUCUCAAUCAGCUAAAGAACCCGGCGCGUGCGGUCGAGGAGCAGGAGAAGACGCUCGAGAUCCUUCUCGAGCUGAAUCUGCAGGAUGACCCGGUCUGGACAUAUCUUGACGCCCAACACAAAUAUAUCCUCGAGCAGCUGCGCAAGGUCUUCUUAACUUCAAUCACGGCUAUACAGAAGAAACAAGCGAAGCUGAAUGAAGAUGCGGACUCAUUGCCCAGCAUACCGGUACAACUGCAGGCUUGCAUGACUGCUCUUAAAACCACGCAAGCCGAGAAUGUCAUCGCGAAAGGUCGCGGUCACGAAGUAUGGCAGGCGAUCGUCGAUAUGGUCAAAUCGCUAUCCGAGUCGAUGAUGUCCACGCUCCCGAACUUCUGGCGGAUAGCAAAGGCGCACAUGGACGGCAAAUACCGACGUGCUGGCGCGUCAUCGUCGCGGCGGAGCCCGACCCAGGUGCGCACGAUGGCACUUGACAUCGUGCGCCUGCACAUUUCCCUAGUGUCCGAGUUCUUCGUCUUCACGGACAUGGCCGUCCGUAGUCCGGGCUUCUCGGACAAUACACCUGCGAACAUGCCUGACGCCAGCAACUCUCUCACAACGGCGCACUUCCUCGUACGCGCGCUUGGGGAGCUACUUGAGAGUGUGAAUGAGGUCAAUGCGCUCGAAAUCUCGAGCGAAGUCAGCGCCAGCCUGAAGGCCUUCGUAGAGAGCGCACGUUGGCGCUUUGAGGACGUCCUCACGAUGGCGUGGUUGCGCGAUGCCAAGCUCUUCCACCAUCUCGAGUCCUGGGUCGCGUCCUCGACUGAAGACUACACGACUGCAUACCUCGGGGAUAUCAUGGUCUUUCAGAAGCAGCAGACUACCACCGCGUUCAAGCUCGCGGGCGGUGUGGAUAUCUCCGCUUCUGCGUCCAAACUUGGUAAACAGUACCCCGUGGCGAGCGAGUUCGUUACGAAGAUCAACAAAGCUUUUCUGGACUCGCUGUAUUCCAUGCUGGACGGAUUGGAGCACCUGGCCGCGGAUCCUGCACCUGAGCUCGAGCAGGCGGCUCCGGUCGCGGGAAUUGCAUCAGCCGGAGACGCGGUCCCACAGACCGCGAGUGCAAGCGCCAAUUUGCUUGAGAUGCUUGACAUCACCGAUAGCGCAAACCGGACACUCAUCGUCAUCUCGAACGUCGGCUACCUGAAGCGUGUCCAGAUACCCCUGAUGUUCGCUCAACUUGAAGCUGCAUUCAACAUCAACCUCGAUCACGACCGCCAGACACUCGUCGCGCAUGUCACCGAGCUCGACACGAAGCUGUUCAACGGUUUCGUUGCACCUAAGGCCGCCCUCGUGUGUGAUCGCCUACGCCGCGGUAUACUCGAUCCUGCCAUGGACUGGUACAAGACGCCACCUCCGCGCGACGUGCGGCCGUACAUGUACGAGACGCUUAUGCUUCUCGUUGGUGUACACGCCCAAGUGACGGGCGUUGCACCCCCUCUUCUUGAGCGCACCUUCCACGCCAUCAUCGAGGAGCUCUUCGCGGCAGCGCUCCGAUGCUUCCAACAGAUCCCAAGGCUGAGUAUGGGUGGCAUGCUCUGCGCGACACUUGAGGUGGAGUUCAUGAAUCAGAUCUUAACGCAAUACGUAACGCCGGCGGCGAGUGAGACACUCAAAGGUCUGUAUACGGAGAUCAGCAAGAGCUACCGCAAGCCAGCCCCCGGAGAGGAGAAAGAUCUUCAGGAACAGCUUACAGCUGUUCGGCGCACUCUUGUUGAGAAGAAGCGCGCAACUGGCUUGGAGUUUCUCUGCUUCCGCGCCAAUAAGACGGAGAAAGACCGUGAGCGCGAACGUGAAGCCCGUAGGGAGCGUGAGCGACAGCAGAGCGAGACCGGUAGCGCUACUGGGGAUAGGUCGCGUACACCUGCAAGAGAUCGGGAAAGACCUGAUAGGAGCGCCGCGGCGACGCCAACCAGGGAACGGCGCCGGCCCGCACCUUGA